This is a messenger RNA of Synchiropus splendidus (mandarinfish), 766 nucleotides long. RefSeq names its product C-C motif chemokine 21-like. Gene Ontology annotation, cellular component: extracellular region. The transcript has 4 exons. Gene Ontology annotation, molecular function: CCR chemokine receptor binding; chemokine activity. The record is from RefSeq and is a predicted model, not a curated record. Gene Ontology annotation, biological process: lymphocyte chemotaxis; cellular response to tumor necrosis factor; immune response. The coding region runs from base 54 to 395 and encodes 113 amino acids. NCBI's taxonomy places the organism in Eukaryota, Metazoa, Chordata, Actinopteri, Syngnathiformes, Callionymidae.
CUAUAAAUACCCAGACACUGUCUGUCUCUGUGAGAUGUGACUCUGCUACGGACAUGGCUGCACUCAACGCCUCCAAGCUCUUCCUCGUCUGCAUCUUCAUCGCCUGCUGCAGCUCAGUAUGGUUCGCUGAGGCCAGACUGUCUGACUGCUGCUUGAGUGUCUCAGACAAGAAAGUGGACAAAAAAUGGUUGGCUGACUACUAUUAUCAGGUUGAAGGUCAAGGCUGUGCGAUCAAUGCUAUCAUUUUUGUGACCAGGCGCCAGAAGAUGCUGUGCUUGCCAGUGGACAGUCCUCAGGCUGGAAGACUGAUCAAGCAUGUGGACCAUCUCAAAGAUGUCUGCAGGGAGAACAAACAUCAGAAAAAACGCUGCUUUGGAGUGAACCAAACCCGAUGAAGCGAAGAGAUUGAGACAUUAAUAAAAGAUCAUUUUAAAGUGAAUCAUAUUGUUUCUCUUCUUCAUUUCUCCAUACAUUCAUUCAAAAGCAUUAGGUGAAUUUAGUUUAGCUUAAUAACACAACAUUAAAGACAGUUUAAAAAUAGCAGUUAUCCAGAGAGAGAAGGGAAUGUUUUUAAAAAUCAAAAUGGUAAUUUCAAAUUAUUGCUCAAGUGUAAUUAAUAAGUAAUUCAGUCACAAAACGGAAUUUGACAAAAACACAAUCCAUCUCAUGCAAGAAAAAAAAUAAACUAUAAAUUACAUUUACAUCAUAAUCAUGAUGCAUAAAAGACAAAAUGAAAUGAAAAAAAAUGAAAUGAAAGCAUUGACAA